CUUGUACGAAAAACUGAAAAUAGGCUAUGGCAAUGGGUCAUGAAUUUGAAUGUCCUAAUAAAGAAAAUACAGCAAAUAAAUACUCGUAAAUAAAUAAACUAAAGGGGUCGGGUGGGGACAAAUUUUCUAUAUCAUAGGUUUAAAAAAACAAUCAACAUAACCCCACGGCCCCAUUAUCCAUCACACGGCACCCCCCUUCCAAUCUAUCUCGCCUCCUUCAUGCCUUUUUAUUUAUUUUUAAUAUAUUCUUUUAUUUUAUUUUCAUUAAAAAAAUUAAAUUACAAAUUAACAUUCGAGUAUUUGACCACCCGGCCCUUAUAUAUACCCCCAACCCCUCCCUCCUAAACCCACAUUUAUUUUCUCCAAAUUGUCAAACUCUAAAAUACUACUCCAUCCAUCUUUCAAAAUAUCAAGUUUUAUAUUAUAUAUCAAACCAUAUAUUGUACGAGUAUUAUUCAUUUUCAUUGAUCAUCAUGGUUGUAGCUUCUACAAACCCUCUAAAGAGGAGCAAGAAAACCAAGGCAGUUGGAGUGCCAACCAUUGAUCUUUCUCUUAUACACAAAGAUAGGUCCACCUUAAUAGACCUCAUUGUUGAGGCCUGCGAAGAUUUCGGCAUUUUUAAGGUCAUUAAUCACGGUGUUUCCUCCGAUGUCAUUUCCUCCCUCGAAAGACAAGGUCUCGACUUCUUCGCUAAGCCCACACCGGAGAAACACCGUGCUGUGGGUCCCACCGUCCCUAAACCCUUUGGCUAUGGCUUCCGUAACAUUGGCUCCAAUGGUGACGUUGGGGACCUUGAGUACCUUCUCCUUCACGCUAACAUCUCUUCCACUCAUCCACCUCUUUUCAGUGACGCGGUAAAUGAUUACGUGGAGGCGGUAUCAGAUUUAUCAUGCUCGUUACUAGAUCUGAUGGCUGAGGGACUGUGGGUCCAAGACAAAUCUAUAUUUAGCAGAUUAAUCAGAGACUCUCAAAGUGAUUCACUCCUAAGACUCAAUCACUACCCUGCCCUUAAAAAUUGGGACUCUUUUAUCAAUGGUGAACGCAUUGGAUUUGGAGAGCAUUCUGACCCUCAGAUCUUAACCAUCUUGAGAUCCAACGACAUUGCUGGCCUUCAGAUUUGUACCCCUGAUGGUUUGUGGCUUCCUGUUCAACCUGAUCCCAAUGCCUUCUAUGUUAUGGUGGGGGAUGCCCUUCAGGUAUUGACGAAUGGGAGAUUUGGAAGUGUGAAACAUAGAGCAAUGGCGAAUAGUUCGAUAAGCAAGGCAAGAAUGUCGAUGAUCUAUUUCGGAGCACCACCAUUGAAUGCAACAAUCUCGCCAAUAAAAGAGAUGGUGUCACCAUUGAAUCCAAGCCUAUACAAGCCUUUUACAUGGGGAGAAUAUAAGAGAGCAAUGCAUGCUUCAAGACUAAGUGAUUGUCGCCUCAACCAAUUCAAGAGACGCAAUGAUCAAUGAUUUUAAUGAAAAACUUUAGAUUAAAUAUAAAAUAUAAAAAUAUAAUAUAUUAUAUGGUCUGUCCAUCCAAUUUUCUAGUUUAGUAGGAGUAGUUUAUAAAGUUGGACGUACAACUUACAAGAUGGGAAAGGAAGGGAAAAAAGAAAUUUCCAUUUUUGGUACUGGCAUUCAUCCGUCCAUCAUCAUAAUUAUUAUUAUUAUAAUUAUAAUUAUUAUGACCUUAGCUUGUGGUGGGCUAGUAGCGAGCUAGUUGGAUAGAGACACUUGGAAAAGCAGAAAAUGAUGUAUAUAAUCAUGGUUUUUUCUUUUUUUUUUUUUUAAUUUUUAGGAGCUGAAAUUAAUGGAGGGUGAUCUCAUUUUUUAGUUUAAGAAUUGCAAAUUAUUUGCGUGGAUGACACCUUCCAUUAUUUUAUUUUAUUUUAUUUAGUGUAAUGUAGGCCAAUGUCUUAAUUAAGCAAAGUAUAUCUAUUAGAAAGUCUUUCAUUGAAUUUUUCAUGUUUUGAUUUGCUUUGCUUGUGGGAGUAUUUAUAUUAUAUGCGUAUAAUUAUUGGUACAAUCCCGAU
Messenger RNA from Chenopodium quinoa (quinoa), 2017 nucleotides. Its product is annotated as gibberellin 2-beta-dioxygenase 2-like. Lineage: Eukaryota; Viridiplantae; Streptophyta; Magnoliopsida; Caryophyllales; Amaranthaceae. Gene Ontology annotation, biological process: response to light stimulus; gibberellin catabolic process. The record is from RefSeq and is a predicted model, not a curated record. The transcript has 3 exons. The coding region runs from base 474 to 1454 and encodes 326 amino acids.